Molecule: messenger RNA, 4171 nt
Organism: Notodromas monacha
Lineage: Eukaryota; Metazoa; Arthropoda; Ostracoda; Podocopida; Cyprididae
Source: the annotation of a GenBank genome assembly
UAUUUGCUGAAUUUGUUUUCCAGUCUCCUUGUUUAGAAUGUCAUUUGGUUUCGGUUUCUGCUUGACUGUUCCGGCGAUAUACGUGCAGAGUUCCCUUUUCGAAAACAUGGAAUAUUGAAGCUGGUGCUCGCGUAUUUCCCGGUGAACGUUAUUGUAAAUUAUAUAGGCGUAUGGGAACCAUGGGGGACCCAGCAGAUAACUUCAAGAAAAUGGAAGUUGUGUACAAAGGAGUGAAGCAUCCGACGCUUUCUGUGGGGGACAAAUGUUCGAUCACCGAUCACGUUGGUGGAACGAGGAAAGGCGAGAUAAUCGCUGUGCGAGUUUUCCGCAACUUGGACGUAUAUGAGUUCCUGAUACACUUCGAUAAACUGCCUGACCGGCGUUACGACCUUUGGGUGACUGAGGAACAUAUGAGUGACAUAAUCAAGGUUUCAACCAAUGAAGAUGAGCCGAUUACUCCAAGCAAGCGCGAAAGUCUGCGGCCCCAGAGGCGUCGACAGGUCCAGCCAGAUCAGAAUCAACCGGUUGUGAAAAAAUCUAAGGAAGACGAAGUGAAGCAGUAUGAAGAUUAUACAAAGAUCAAGUACGUCAGUGAGGUGCAUUUUGGAUCGCACUUGAUCUCAACUUGGUAUUUCUCACCCUUCCCGAGAGAAAUGCUUCGCUACAAACGUUUGCACAUAUGCCCUACCUGCUUGUUCCAAUUCGCCUUGGAAGAGACCUAUGGUUAUCAUUAUGCAAUAUGUAACAAACGUCAUCCACCCGGUCAUCUCAUUUAUUCAACGAAUGACAUAGCCAUUUACGAAGUGGACGGUGUGAAUGAUAGACUCUUCUGUCAGCUUCUCUCUCUCCUUGGAAAAUGUUUCAUCAAAGAGAAAACUCUUGUUUCAUACGUGGACGAUUUCAAAUUUUACGUUCUCUGCGAGAAGAACAGUAUUGACGGGGCUGAUCGACACGAAAUUGUGGGUUACUUUUCGAAAGAAAAGCAAAGUGAAGAAGGCUACAAUCUCGCCUGCUUGGUCGUCCUUCCUCCUUACAUGGGGAAAGGAUAUGGCUCCCUGUUGAUAGACAUGAGCUAUGCUAUAACGAAAAGGGAGCGUAAGACUGGAAGCCCUGAAAAGCCGUUGUCAGCGAUGGGAAAGCGGGCCUAUCUGAGUUAUUGGACGUUUGUGGUUGUUCGAACGAUGCUGAGCAUGAUGGACCGUUUGCAAACCCAUUUGGUGAAGCAAGAGAGCCCGUACAAGUCGGUUUCACGACCGUUAGAAGUAAUCGCUAGAGAAACUGGAAUACACGCAGAUGACAUCAAGUACACAAUUCGACAUUUGCGCUUGCCGAACGAGUUGAUGCACGAAAAGUCCUUGGUUGUCACGCCGAAACUGCUCCGAACAGUUUUUCAGCAGAUCAGGGAGAAGUACACGAAGCGGGGUUCUUAUGGGCCAUUGUUGAUAAAUCAUGAUCUCCUGACGUGGCCGAAUAAGGCGGUGAAAGUGAUAAACAUCGAUUGCCAAAAACUCGACUGGCCGAUUGGACACGUGAUUCAUUGCAAACCUGUUCCUGGGUCCAUUCCUUCUGUGUCCCUUGUCAGCAACUCCGUCAUAAACAAUUACAGCAGGAGAAUUUCUAGGACGCAGAACGGGUUUGAUGGCGGUGUGUUCAGUCAUCCGAAUGGACAAAGGUACCCGGGAUCGAGUUCAAGCUCCGACAGCAGUGACCGGAUGCCUAACUCUUGGUCAUACGGACCUACAAACAAAAUGUUUUCGGAUCAGCGUUCUUGGCAGAACAAAUUGCCGUUCGAGAAAUCUCCCUGGGCGAACCCAUCAUACAAUGUGAAAAAAACGUACAUGAAAAUGGAUCUCGACGCGUUAAGUUUACCUGCCAACGGCAAUGUUCCCGCUUGGAGACCCAAACCAUCUAAGGCGAGUAAUUUCAUGGGAAUCCCGGAUACGUUCUGGAACGAUACCAUAAAGAGCGAAUGGCCAGCGACGGAAGCCGUGAUUAAAAUCAACGUUCUCUCAAUGGGAUCUCAAUGCGGGGGAUUUUUUGAUUUCGCGGGAAUCAUUGGCGGCACCGCGGCUCAGUUCUUGAAGCUGCAGCAGCUUGAAAUGGACGCCGCUGCGUAUUGCGAACGGGUCAUGGACGCCCAUAUUCCGGUUCCCGGGGAUCUUGUGUUGGCCAAGUACGACGGGUUGUUUUACCGAGCGAUUGCCGUGAGCCAUAAAAGAGUCUGGUUCAUGGAUUACGGCAAUUUCGCGGACGUUUCCCCGCUGGAUGUGAGACGCAUGCCUCUGGACUUGAUGGAGACUGCGCCGAACAUCAAUUUGUUCAAGUUUGUAGGCAUUAAGCCAUUGGUUGGAGAUACGUUUGAAGUGGAAAGCCGCCAAGCCUUGACGAACGAUUGGCAAUUAAUGACUGAAGUGGAGGCCAUUUGCAAAGGUCUGGACGAAACUGGUCGGAUCAUAUCUGUGGAAGUGCCUUCCCUUUACAAAAAGCUGUGCAAAGCUGGUCUCGUGCGUCUAGGAACGAUGACUACGUUGUACGUUUUGUUUGAACACGCGACGGGUUACUCUUUGACUCGCGUCAAAGAAUUCGAAGAAGUCGGAGCGUUUCUUCCCGAAGUGGAAGCCAGUGUGAACGAUGUGAGGAAGUUUCAAGGCCUCGUGAAACUCGUCGGUUUCGCGCCGUUCAAAAAUGCCCAAAAUGCGCUGGAGAAUAUGAACGCCGUCGCUGAAGGCGUCACGCACGACGACCUCAAAAUCUUCCUGGAGAACUCGCUGCCGGCGUCGAAAAAGAAGGCCAAGACCGUCUUGGGCAUCAUCGACUCGAAACUGGCCGCCGGGAUUUCCGAAGCUGUUCCCGGAACUACGUGCAUUACAACUGGCGUCGUACCGGAAGUCGUGCGCGGAAUCCGCCAGCACUUUUCUGCGUUGGUGAAGGACUUGAGCAAGGAGUUGAGCAACAAGGCGCAACUUGGGUUGGGUCAUUCCUACUCGCGCGCCAAGGUCAAGUUCAAUGUGCACCGGAGUGACAACAUGAUUAUUCAGUCGAUUGCGUUGUUGGACCAGUUGGAUAAGGACAUUAAUACGUUUUCGAUGAGGAUCCGAGAAUGGUACUCCUAUCAUUUUCCGGAGUUGGUGAAGAUCGUCACGGACAACCACUCGUUUGCUCGUGCCGCCAAAAUCAUCGGCAAUAGGAAAGCGAUGGACGAAGCGAAGACCCGGGAAAAGCUGCAGGAAGUAAUCAUGGACGAAGAGAAGGUCCAAGCAGUUUUGGACGCCAGUCGCUCUUCCAUGGGCAUGGAUAUAUCCGCCGUGGACUUGAUAAACAUCAAGCACUUUGCCACCAGAGUGUCUGCGCUUGCCGAUUACCGCACUGGUCUUCACGAAUACCUAAAGAGGAAAAUGACCGCCGUCGCCCCGAAUUUGGCGGCGCUGAUCGGCGAAAUUGUUGGUGCCCGGUUGAUCUCGCAUGCUGGAUCGCUGACCAACUUGGCCAAAUAUCCCGCGAGUACCGUGCAAAUCCUCGGUGCUGAAAAGGCUCUAUUCCGAGCGCUGAAGACGAGGGGAAACACUCCGAAGUAUGGUCUUCUCUUCCAUUCGACGUACAUUGGACGAGCUACGGCGAAGAACAAGGGGAGGAUUUCUCGCUAUCUCGCCAACAAGUGUUCGAUAGCGUCUCGAAUUGACUGCUUUUCCGAGACUCCUACGAGCGUUUAUGGCGAAAUGCUGAAAGAGCAAGUUGAGGAGAGAUUGGAGUUCUACAACUCCGGAACUAUACCCCGCAAGAAUGCUGAAGUUAUGGCAGCUGCCUCGCUUGCAGCCGAUGAAAUUCGAGCUCAAAUCUCGAAGAAGGAGAAGAAGAAGAAAAAGAAGAAGGUAAUGACGGAGGAGGAAUUCGAGGCAGUUGCUGAAGAGACGACGACGAAAAAGAAGAAGCGGGUGCAUGCGGAAACGGAACCGGAUGUGGACGAAGGCCUUAUUGCUGAUGAAAGUGAGCCAAUUAAAAAGAAAAAGAAGAAAUCUGUUGGCCCGGGUGGUGAUGUGGAAACGGGCGAGAGUCCCUUCGGGAAGAAAAAGAAGAAGAAAAGCAUGGAGGUCGCAGAAGUUGAGAUGGAGGAAGAAUAUGCAUGAUUUGUUACUGCUGCCUGAGAUUAAAAAUUCAUUUAGAGAAGGAAGAA